Thlaspi arvense is the source of this 2502-nucleotide messenger RNA. The record is from the annotation of a GenBank genome assembly. NCBI's taxonomy places the organism in Eukaryota, Viridiplantae, Streptophyta, Magnoliopsida, Brassicales, Brassicaceae.
UGCAACCAUCUUUUGUUUUUUGGCUUUUAAAAACAGUUUACAAUCUCUCUCUCUCUUUCUUUCUCUCUGUCUCUCUCUCUCUCUCUCUCCUUCAUCCACUCGUGAAAGAAAGACCAGAGAGUUUUCUCCUGAUCCUCACACAUACACACACAGAGAUCCCAAAUCCGGAAGAAACUUCACUCUCAGAUCCACUCAACAUUCACAAUUAAGAGCAGUAACCGAAAGUCACCUCACCUGCAGCGAUUUUCACUCAUGUACGAAUAAUGUUCUCCACAGAGAUUCAACUGUCUAUCAUUUUGACUUUUUCAGGAAUCAGAGAUGAAAAACUAUAUAGUGAAGGUUUAUAAAAAAUUAUAGUUUAGAAAUUAAAAAAAAAAACACCUUUCAACUAAAAUCCAACACAAGAAACCAGAGAGACCUCUUAACGACAACAACCUCUCUGUACACAAGACAACAAACACUCUCUCUACAAAAGCAUCACUCUUCUACCUUCUUCUUUCUAAUCUUAUACAAGAGAGAGAAAGAGAGAGAAAAAAAGCCAUGGAUGGGUACGAAGCAACUAGGAUUGUUCUCUCUCGAAUCCAAAGCUUAGACCCGGAGAACGCAUCAAAGAUCAUGGGUCUUCUCCUUCUCCAAGAUCACGGUGAGAAAGAGAUGAUAAGGCUAGCUUUUGGUCCCGAGACUCUUGUUCACUCUGUGAUAAUGAAGGCCAAGAAAGAGUUAGGUCUCAUGAGCUGUUCAAGGCCUCCAUGGAGUCAAGAGGAGUUAAUUAGCCCUAAGAACAACCGUGGCUCUUCCCUCAACCCUGCUUCUUUGCCCUUCUACGCUAAUGGAGGAAGAUCUUCUAGGGAUUUGACCAACGAAUUCGAGUUCAUGGAUGAUGUGAACCCAAGAGCUGAUUUUUUGGGCUCUGUGCAUGCGAGAAGCGGUAGCUGCGUUUUGGACGGUUUAGGGUAUGGUGAUUCUGAUUUAGGGUUUGGAGGUGUACCCUGUUCUUACUUCGCUAGAGGCUUCUGCAAGAACGGAAGUAGCUGCAGAUUCGUUCACAGUGAUGGAGGAGCCGAUUUGGUUGGCUCUCCAAGCAGAAUCGAGCUUCUUAGGUCUAACUCGGUACCUCCAAGACUCGCUCACCACUUCAUGACUCGCUCUUCUCUGCCUUCUUUCUCUCCAAAAGGCGUAAACUUGCAGAGUAGCGAUGCUCAAAGAGCUGCUGCUGCUUUGGUGAUAGGAGAUGAACUGCAGAAGCUUGGAAGAUGGAGGCCUGAAAGGAUUGAUCUCUCUGCUAUGGCUUGUCCAGCUUCGAGACAGAUCUAUCUGACAUUUCCUGCCGACAGUAGGUUCAGGGAGGAAGAUGUGUCCAAUUACUUCAGUACUUUUGGACCAGUGCAAGAUGUGAGGAUACCAUAUCAGCAAAAGAGGAUGUUUGGGUUUGUGACAUUUGUGUACCCUGAGACUGUCAAGAGCAUUCUCGCCAAAGGAAACCCUCACUUUGUGUGUGAUUCCAGGGUCCUUGUUAAGCCUUACAAGGAGAAAGGCAAAGUCCCUGACAAAUACAGAACUAACCAAACAACGGAGCGAGAUUUGUCCCCAACAGGCCUUGAUUCAAGCCCCAGAGAUGCUAUAGGAGGGAGAGGGUUUUAUAACAACGCCCAAGAUGUGUUGUGGAGGAGUAAGUUUGAAGAAGAGAUUCUUGAGCUUCAGAGCAGAAGGCUAAUGAAUCUGCAGCUUCUUGACGUCAAGAAGCAUUUCCAACUCAAUUCCCCUACACAAAACAUUCACUCCCCAAAUCCUUUUAGCCAAACACUCGUGUCUCCACGCCCAUUGCCGGUGAAAGCUGGAGAAUAUGUAGGAAGAGAGACAGGGAAAGGAAGUCCCAAAGAAGGAUCUGAUGAUGAUACAAUGAAUCUACCAGAGAGGUUGGAGGAUAACUUGCCUGACAGUCCAUUUGCGUCGUCGGCCCAUCAUUUGCUUCUGUUUGCUGAGUCUGCAGACAAUAAUGGAUCUGAUUUGUGGUCGCCUUCUUCUGAUAAUGACGAUAACUCUACUCCUUCUACACUCUCUGACUCCUUCACCUCUUUCAACUGCCAGAUGCCGAGGUUACCACCGAUCGGAAUGUUACCCGGUAGGGGUGGACCGGCCUGUCGUGUCGGGAUAUAAGCAGGAAGAGAGGUGAGAAAGAAAGAUAAAAAAAAAAACUGAUAAUAUAGAGACAGACCCCUUAAUAACCAAAAGAUGCAGAGGUGUAAAAAAUAAAGCAGGAAAAUUGAUGUAAGAGAUAGAGAAGAGAAAGAAGGAAAGAUUGUUGUACCAUUUUCUCUAGUUUUAAUGUGUUAUGUUAUGGACCACAGAAGAUGAUGUAAUAUGAUAUGAUAUUGAUAUAAAUAUAUAUAGGACAAGAAGUGUAAUCUCUCUAAAAGAUUUACAAAAGAAAGGGAUUACACAAUUUGGGGUUUGAAAAGUGCAGAGUAAGUUUGUUCUUGUCCUUGCUAGUUGCUACUACCC